UUUUAUUUUCCAAUUAAAAAAAUGAUCCAGUAAACACAAUACAGCAUGUUCAUCUUAUGAAUGAAAACCAUUUUAUACAUUUACUGAUUUAUACAUUUGUCACUACACUAUCAAUCAUUGACAUGUUAGAGGAACACUCAGCACACAUUUCAUUACUUCACGUGGACACAGGAGGUGUGUGUGUGGGGGGGGCUGUGCGCCCCCUACCAGAUUAAGCCCUGGGCGACUGUCCCACAGGUGAAGCCGACACAGAAUAUCUGAUAAAGUAUUGAAUGUUUUUAGCUCCCAUCAUCACUUUGUGCAACGGCUUGGAGAAUCUCUCUCGGUCGGACAGAUCGUUAUUACCGGUCAGUGCGGCGGUGACGCGCUUGUGACGCGGCGGUGAGCGCUCCGCAGCCUCCGCAGCUCCUUAGCGGCGCUGUGCCCGGACGGACGCUGCCGCACAGGGACUCGGAUAAACUUGCAGCUGCAUCCGCAGAUGCGCAGCCCAGCAGACUCUUCUUGCAGACAGCAGACGUGGUGCAGGACGCUCCGCAGCAGCACAUUCACUCAGCGGGAAUGAACUUUGUGCGGGACUCUUCCACGCUGCAGAGCUUUGGACAGAGGAUGGGGGCUGGGGGGGCUCACCCCGCGUCUCUGCUGUGGCUCGGCCUGUGGAGCUUCUUGCCCCUGGCGUUGUUCCUGAACCCGGACGACCCCAACGUGUGCAGCCAUUGGGAGAGCUACACCAUGACUGUGCAGGAGUCCUACGCUCAUCCCUUUGACCAAGUCUACUAUACGCGCUGUACUGACAUCCUCAACUGGUUCAAGUGCACAAGGCACAGGAUUAGUUACAAGACGGCCUACAGAAGAGGAGUGAGGACCAUGUACCGGCGCCGCUCGCAGUGCUGUCCGGGCUUCUUCGAAAGCUCAGACCUGUGCGCCCGUAAGUCCUGCUGAGACCUUCACAGCUUCCCACAGCAACGGAAACCACUCCCACUGUUAUGUGACAAAUGUGUUUACUUUGCUGGAGAAUCCAGGACACCGCUGUAGACCCUAGACCAUGUUUGUUGUGUACAACACAACAAAAAACACAAAUGUUGUUUCCUACCAGAAGUCAGGUCGAGACAGAAGACAGAAAGCUGUAAUGAGCUGUGUGGUCAAAGGUCAGAGAUGCUUCUCUCACCUCCAUUGAUGUCAUUAUUGUGGUUUUAUUUAAGUCUUCAUUCUAGCUUCUAAGAAAACGUGAAUUACAUCAAACAGUAUAAAUAAGAAUAAAAUCGAAAAGGAGCAUGUAUUAACGCUUUCUAAGAAAAAUUACAAUGUUGUGGAAAGUGCAUUUCCAUAAAUUUAUGGAAACAUGAAGCUUUCAUAGAAUAGGUUCAGGGCCAAAGUAUUUAUUUGUUUAUUUUUACAUAAAUGAGGGUUCCAGGUCAUAAAACCCAUAAACCUAUUGUUCAAAGAAAAGGAAAGCAUUUAGCC
Messenger RNA from Oryzias latipes (Japanese medaka), 1461 nucleotides. Lineage: Eukaryota; Metazoa; Chordata; Actinopteri; Beloniformes; Adrianichthyidae. The record is from RefSeq and is a predicted model, not a curated record.